AUGAACCAAAAAAGGAUUGUGCUGGAGAAGAAAGGAAAGCAAGAGCAAUCUCUGGUCCAGGUUCGUGAAGAGAUUUCGAAAUCCAAUCUCUCUCGCGCGCUCAUCAUCAUCAUCAUCCGGUACGAUUCAUCCUCCCAUGAGCCGGAGCCCUCCGGCUAUGAUGACGAGGGCGCGGCGUGGAUUAGACCCUUAGAAGGGGCUGACCCAGGGGCGACACUUGUUGGCAGCGCAGAAGCCGGAGCAGCAGAUGCCGGCGAACUGGCCGUUGACGUAGCAGUCACCUACCAUUUUGGAGAGAGAAACGCAGACACCCUGGCAGCUCACCGAGCGGAUGGGCUGGGGAGGGCCGACGAGGAUCUGCUGGACGCCGGUGCUGGAGAUGGCGCCCUGGAAGGUGACGCCGGUGUCGGUGACGAAGGUGCAGUGGCUCUGGGCGAAGUAGUCUGGGGCGUCGAUGAUGCUGACGGCCAUGUUGUUAGGAAGGAGGGGAGGCCCAAGGUGAAGGUGAGUGAAAGUGGGAAUAAACCUACUGGUCUUGCGAACCACACCGUCGGCAGGGAAAGUCAUGGAGUACUCGGCCGGGCCGCCGUGGAAGGUGAGGUGGACGGUUUGGGCGGCAUCACGGGUGUCGACCGUGGGGUGGGCAAAGGCAGUGGCCGCGAGGGCGAGGAGAGUGGUGGCAGAGAAGAGCAUCUUGACAAUGAGAUGUAG
Messenger RNA from Parascedosporium putredinis, 711 nucleotides. Lineage: Eukaryota; Fungi; Ascomycota; Sordariomycetes; Microascales; Microascaceae. The record is from the annotation of a GenBank genome assembly.